AUGAAAACUCUAUUCUUUCUUGGGUGCCUACAGAUCUGCGGCGCGAUUUCACUUCACCCAAUAAAGAAAGCGCCCUGCAUCGUGGAGGCGGGAGGAUAUGAAGCGAUUGACGACGCCCCGGCAAUCAAUAAUGCUAUCAAAGAGUGCGGUAACGCGGGAAUCAUCGUUCUACCACAGGACCAGAUAUACAGCAUCCAUUCGACUAUUGACUUCUCGCCAUGCCGGAACUGCGAUGUGCAGCUCGAAGGCCGCCUCCUUCUGUAUAUGGACUGGACCUUAUGGGAGAACAAAUCAGCAAUAAUUUCGAUGCAUGGAGUGAAAGGUGCCAAGUUGCGCAGCCUAACAGGCAGUGGAGUUGUCGAUGGCAAUUCCAAGCAGUUCUUCCAACGAUACCGGGUUGGCCUGCAGUAUGACAAUCAACCAGUGCUUCUGCCAAUAAUCGGAUCUUCCGAUAUCCUGGUUGAUGGCAUCACGGUCAGGAAUGCGCCAAAGCAGUUCUUCCGUGUCGAUGGCCAAAGCUCGCAGAUCAAGUUUUCCAACUUGAACGUCGUCGUGGAAAACCAGUGGUGGCAGGCUAUCUGGACGAAGGCAGAGUCGAUUGCGUUCCAGUUUCGCAAUAGCUCAGCCGUUGUGGUGGACACAGUGAACGUCAACAUGAACGCAAGCCGAUGGGGAGGUCCCGUGGAUGACAAAGUUGGUGUUUGUGUCGGCAUCGACUAUAGCACCAGUGAUAUCGAUAUCAGGAACAUUUAUUGUAACACUAGUGAUGGGGUACUGAUCCAGUUUGGUAGCGUUGGGUUCUACAAUUACCCACCUGCAGAUGAUCAGUGGGCAAGGGAUAUCAGGAUAUCGAACCUGACCUCCGAUGCAGUGUCUAACGGCGGCUUCAAGAACCUCGCCGGCUUUGAUUAUGCUAAGGUACACAAUCUUACCUACGACGGAGUUGAUAUUAGGUCAAAGUACACUCCGCUGACGAUUGACCUCUGCUACCUGAUUUCAAACGGGAGGAGUCUCAGCGAUAUAUGUUCCACACGUCCAGGUGGCGCGAUGGAGCGUCUACACGCCGAGUUCACGGACAUAUGGUUUAAGAACUAUCGCGGAAGAAUCAGCAAGACUGGUCUGGACUGUUUCUACAACUCGACGUGCGACUUUCAUUUUGAGAAUUGGAGCAACACUGGUUUACUGAAAUAG
This is a messenger RNA of Aaosphaeria arxii CBS 175.79, 1191 nucleotides long. RefSeq names its product glycoside hydrolase family 28 protein. Gene Ontology annotation, biological process: carbohydrate metabolic process. Gene Ontology annotation, molecular function: polygalacturonase activity. The record is from RefSeq and is a predicted model, not a curated record. NCBI's taxonomy places the organism in Eukaryota, Fungi, Ascomycota, Dothideomycetes, Pleosporales. The coding region runs from base 1 to 1191 and encodes 396 amino acids. The transcript has a single exon.